This is a messenger RNA of Micromonas pusilla CCMP1545, 870 nucleotides long. RefSeq lists its product as uncharacterized. The record is from RefSeq and is a predicted model, not a curated record. The transcript has a single exon. The coding region runs from base 1 to 870 and encodes 289 amino acids. NCBI's taxonomy places the organism in Eukaryota, Viridiplantae, Chlorophyta, Mamiellophyceae, Mamiellales, Mamiellaceae.
AUGGAGCACUUCACGGAGGACCUCGCGUGUCUCGUGUUCACGCAAGUCACGAACGUCCGCGACCGCCGCGCGCUCGCGGCCGUGAACGCGACGUUCAGGCGCGCGUCGCGUCGCGUCGAGUCGCUGCCGGUCGCGCUCGACCACAACGUCCCCGUGACAGGAACGGGCAACGGACCCGUGCUCAGAGGCGACUUCGAAGACUUGAUCGCGCACGUCUUCGACCACGACGGCGCGUUCGACCUCCCCAGAGAGCGCGUCAUGGAGCUUGUGCGCUUGACCGUCGCGGACACGGCGACGUUGCCCCUCAUUAUCUACGAAGGUACGACACCGCGCACGGACAAAGACAACUUCGAUAACUUUUGUAUCCACGCCGCGAAGGCCGGACGCCUCGACGUUUUGAGGUGGGCGCGAGAGAACUCAGACUGGGGCGAGUGGGAUUCGAUCGUCUGGCAAUCUGCCGCCAUAAAGGGACACCUUGACAUCUUGCAGUGGGGGGAGGAAAUAUGGCCCAGUUCGUGUAGUUGCCCAUGUGCGGCUGCCGCGUGCGGCGGUCAAAUCGAAACGUUGAAGUGGUUGCUUCAAGACCGAACGUGUCCUUGUGAAGACCCUGAGUGGAGAUGCGCAUCAGCCGCCCGUAACGGCCAACUCGAAGCCCUGAGGUGGCUUCGCGAAGUACACGGCGACCCGUGGGACGAGAACGUUUUUAUUCAAACCCUCGAGAACCAGCCCGAGCACGGGUACGGCGACAACGCGAAGAAGAACAUUUCGGACGUGCUUCAAUACGCGUUCGAUAAUCAGUGCCCUGGCUGGACUAGGUAUGGGGGUCGGUGGGCCUUCGAGCCAUUAAGAUUCAUUAAGAAUAUAGAGUAG